Messenger RNA from Mesorhabditis belari, 2442 nucleotides. Lineage: Eukaryota; Metazoa; Nematoda; Chromadorea; Rhabditida; Rhabditidae. The record is from the annotation of a GenBank genome assembly.
AUGCUCUCCAGCUCUCCAGCUUUCCAGCUCUCCAACUCUCCAGCUCUCCAGCUCUCCAGCUUUCCAAAUGUUCAAUUGGUUGAUGGAGCUGGAGAUGGAGCUGGAGAUGGAGCUGGAGCUGGAGCUGCAGCUGGAGCUGGAAUUGGAGCUGGAAUUGGAGCUGGAAUUGGAGCUGGAAUUGGAGCUGGAAUUGGAGCUGGAAUUGGAGCUGGAAUUGGAGCUGGAAUUGGAGCUCGAAUUGGAGCUGGAGCUGGAGAUGGAGCUGGAGAUGGAGCUGGAGAUGGAGCUGGAGAUGGAGCUGGAGCUGCAGCUGGAGCUGGAAUUGGAGCUGGAAUUGGAGCUGGAAUUGGAGCUGGAAUUGGAGCUGGAACUGGAGCUCGAAUUGGAGCUGGAGCUGGAGAUGGAGCUGGAGAUGGAGCUGGAGUUGGAGCUGGAGCUGGAGCUGGAGAUGGAGCUGGAGCUGGAAUUGGAGCUGGAAUUGGAGCUGGAGCUGGAAUUGGAGCUGGAAUUGGAGCUGGAGCUGGAAUUGGAGCUGGAAUUGGAGCUGGAAUUGGAGCUGGAAUUGGAGCUGGAACUGGAGCUCGAAUUGGAGCUGGAAUUGGAGCUGGAAUUGGAGCUGGAAUUGGAGCUCGAAUUGGAGAUGGAGCUGGAGCUGGAAUUGGAGCUGGAAUUGGAGCUGGAAUUGGAGCUGGAGUUGGAGCUGGAGCUGGAGAUGGAAUUGGAGCUGGAACUGGAGCUCGAAUUGGAGCUGGAGCUGGAGAUGGAGCUGCAGCUGGAGCUGGAAUUGGAGCUGGAAUUGGAGCUGGAAUUGGAGCUGGAGUUGGAGCUGGAGCUGGAGCUGGAGCUGGAGAUGGAGCUGGAAUUGGAGCUGGAAUUGGAGCUGGAAUUGGAGCUGGAGUUGGAGCUGGAGCUGGAGCUGGAGCUGGAGAUGGAGCUGGAAUUGGAGCUGGAAUUGGAGCUGGAAUUGGAGCUGGAAUUGGAGCUGGAGUUGGAGCUGGAGCUGGAGAUGGAAUUGGAGCUGGAACUGGAGCUCGAAUUGGAGCUGGAGCUGGAGAUGGAGCUGCAGCUGGAGCUGCAGCUGGAGCUGGAAUUGGAGCUGGAAUUGGAGCUGGAAUUGGAGCUGGAAUUGGAGCUCGAAUUGGAGAUGGAGCUGGAGCUGGAGCUGCAGCUGGAGCUGGAAUUGGAGCUGGAAUUGGAGCUGGAAUUGGAGCUGGAAUUGGAGCUGGAAUUGGAGCUGGAAUUGGAGCUGGAAUUGGAGCUGGAAUUGGAGCUCGAAUUGGAGAUGGAGCUGGAGCUGGAAUUGGAGCUGGAAUUGGAGCUGGAGCUGGAAUUGGAGCUGGAAUUGGAGCUGGAAUUGGAGCUGGAAUUGGAGCUGGAAUUGGAGCUCGAAUUGGAGAUGGAGCUGGAGCUGGAAUUGGAGCUCGAAUUGGAGAUGGAGCUGGAGCUGGAAUUGGAGCUGGAAUUGGAGCUCGAAUUGGAGAUGGAGCUGGAGCUGGAAUUGGAGCUGGAAUUGGAGCUGGAAUUGGAGCUGGAGCUGGAAUUGGAGCUGGAAUUGGAGCUGGAAUUGGAGCUGGAAUUGGAGCUGGAGCUGGAAUUGGAGCUGGAAUUGGAGCUGGAAUUGGAGCUGGAGUUGGAGCUGGAGCUGGAGCUGGAGCUGGAGAUGGAGCUGGAAUUGGAGCUGGAAUUGGAGCUGGAAUUGGAGCUGGAAUUGGAGCUGGAGUUGGAGCUGGAGCUGGAGAUGGAAUUGGAGCUGGAACUGGAGCUCGAAUUGGAGCUGGAGCUGGAGAUGGAGCUGCAGCUGGAGCUGCAGCUGGAGCUGGAAUUGGAGCUGGAAUUGGAGCUGGAAUUGGAGCUGGAAUUGGAGCUCGAAUUGGAGAUGGAGCUGGAGCUGGAAUUGGAGCUGGAAUUGGAGCUGGAAUUGGAGCUGGAAUUGGAGCUGGAGCUGGAAUUGGAGAUGGAGCUGCAGCUGGAGCUGGAGCUGGAGCUGCAGCUGGAGCUGGAAUUGGAGCUGGAAUUGGAGCUGGAAUUGGAGCUGGAAUUGGAGCUCGAAUUGGAGAUGGAGCUGGAGCUGGAAUUGGAGCUGGAAUUGGAGCUGGAGCUGGAAUUGGAGCUGGAAUUGGAGCUGGAAUUGGAGCUGGAAUUGGAGCUGGAAUUGGAGCUGGAAUUGGAGCUCGAAUUGGAGAUGGAGCUGGAGCUGGAAUUGGAGCUGGAAUUGGAGCUGGAAUUGGAGCUGGAAUUGGAGCUCGAAUUGGAGAUGGAGCUGGAGCUGGAAUUGGAGCUGGAAUUGGAGCUGGAGCUGGAAUUGGAGCUGGAAUUGGAGCUGGAAUUGGAGCUGGAAUUGGAGCUGGAACUGGAGCUCGAAUUGGAGCUGGAAUUAGAGCUGGAGCUGGAGCUGGAGCUGGCCUAGUCUGGCUUGUAGAUCAUGGAACAUCAACGGAAACG